AUGCAGCAAGCUUGGGAUCGGACGAGUGGCACUGAGAGUGUCAAAAGAGGCCAUACAAAAAUGCUGGGAAAAGGACAAAGUGGCGGAUACCCAACAACGACAACGAAUGAACUCCUGCAGAGCAUCAGUGCGGUGCCUUUGGACAGCGCUGAUAAGAAGAGCUUCCAGGUAGGCGGAGUACAGGCGGGGCCCCAGCUGCAGAACCAGCAGCUCCUGCUGACCCCAGCCAGCCUCCAGCUCGCUCAGCUCCAGGCCCAGCUCACCCUCCAUCGCCUGAAACUGGCCCAGGGUGGCAAUUCAGCCACUGCUGCCACUGUUCUCAAUCAGGUUCUUUCCAAUGUCGCCAUGUCCCAACCCCUGUUCAAUCAACUACGGAGCACUAUGGUUGGGAACCCUCAGGGUACCUUCCCCACGGGGAUGCUAGGUUUUUCCUCUUCAAAUUCAGGGUUGGGAGCCUUGGUUGGCGGGGGAUUCAACCAAAACCCAGGGAAUGUAAGAAUGAACCAUCCUGGUGGAGGGGGCACCGUGGGCCAACAGGGUGCGGAGUAUGGUAAAACAUCAACGUCAACUUACCCUUCUGAUACUGACAGGCGUGCUCAGUACAACUUAGUUGGUGGGACAUCUGGAGCAUCUACCACUGCUGGUGAUGGACAGUACACGGUGAUUAACACUCAGGCAAAAAACAUGAACAAUGUUGGUUUUCAGAGAGAUUUCUACGGGCGCGAUGUGCUCGGGCAACAAGCUGGGUUUAGUGUUAAUGAGCAGAACAUGAAUGUUUAUAACUCCACUGGGCAUAAGGAGCAAUGGAAAGGCCCCGCUAGCUUGAGUCACACUGGAGGGGUGGAUAGGGUUUCUAAUGCUGCCAAUGUGUGGACAGCAGCUGGGCAGCCAAUUCGGUCCAGAACGGAACUGUAUAACCCAGAGGAGCCGACCCCUGACCCCAAGUUUAAUCCCAGCAGUGGGGUUUCCUCUUUUGCUUCGAGUGGCUCGCAGGGGUUUGGGGGCUACCAGACGCUGCAUGGAAAUGAGGAAACCCUAUCUUCAGGUACCAGGACACUUCAGCCCUACCAAGUCAAUGAUUACCAUGCUGUCACUCCCACUCAACUGCCACAUCAGUGUAGCAUCUGUGACAAGAAGGUCUACAACCUGAAGGACUGGGACCAGCACGUGAAGGGAAAACUACACCUGCAGAACCGUACCUUGUACACAAACGACAACUCAGCUGGAGCUCUUCACUACGCUGCCGGUAGGUCUUCUGAUGGAGGCCUGAACCCUGGAGGGACGAACUCCAUGGUCUACUCUGCUGCAAGUCAAGAUGUAUCCACAGGAGCCAAUGCAUCAUAUUUGCCAGUUGCAGCCAUGACGACUUAUCCCACUUCAGACACAGGAUUCGUCUCACACCAGCCCGACUCAAAGCCAUUUCCAUCCAGAAAGGCCACAUCUGGGCGAGUCGUCCACAUCUGCAACCUCCCUGAGGGCAGCUGCACAGAGAAUGAUGUCAUCAACCUGGGACUACCCUUUGGCAAAGUCACCAACUACAUCCUCAUGCGCUCUACUCAUCAGGCGUUUUUGGAGAUGGCGUAUGUUGAAGCAGCUCAGGCCAUGGUUCAGUACUACCAACUAACUCCAGCUAUGAUUAACAGUCAGAAACUUCUUAUACGAAUGUCCAAGAGGUACAAGGAGCUGCAACUCAAGAAACCAGGUAAAGAUCUCCAGUCCAUCAUCCAUGAUAUCACCUCUCAGCGGGAUAGGGAUGAAAUGCAAGAACAUGAACACUACAUGCCAGAGAGAGCACGCUCCCGCAGCCCGAUCAGCCGCUCGCUGAGUCCUCAUUCCCACAGCCCCAGUUUUACAUCAUGCAGCUCAGCCCACAGCCCCCAGGGAGCAUCAUGCAGGGGUCCGGAGAGAAACAGCAAUGGCCUGGGCCCCCGCCGGGGCUCUUGGGAUUGGUCAUCACACUUAAGAAGGGGCGAGGACGAAAGGGAGAGGGAUGACCCAUGGAGGAAUGGGGGCAGUGCGGAUGACGAUCGGCAAAAUGGACGUGCAGUUGAACGUCGGAAGGCUUACCAGAAACCCUUGGAUCAUAUCAGCUCUAGAUCUGCAGAUGAGCGAGGAGGAGGAGGAGGAGGAGGAGGAAGUGGAGGUGAAGGGAUGAGGGGCACCAGAGACUGGCACCCACGAGGCAGCCCUCAAGGCAUGUCCUUCAGCUCUUACAGGAACAUGGACGACGAUUUCUACACGAAGGAACAAAUGUACAAGUCGGACAAGCCACCCAGACCUCCAUACCAGAGGCACGAACCCAAGCCAAAGAGGAGGGAUGGAGGUGACUACCACAGUAGGUCGAGGCAUUCUGAGUUUGAGGUAAGUGAGGAGCCACUUCGCAGAACACAAGAAGACAAGAGGCAGGGAUCACCAGGCAAAGACAGGAGCAGAAAGACAAGCCGGAGGUACAUCACUGCGGAAAAACAUGAGAAGGAAAACACUACAGAAAAUACUGAUCGCAAGUCAAAAGAAAAAUCAGUUUCACCUCAGCAAAGCAAUAUCACAAAAGAGUCUACUGAAUAUAGUAAAGAAAGAGAGAAUGUGAAGGAGUGGGUAAGUGGAGAAGACACAGAUGAAGAGUGUUGGUAUCCGAAGAACAUGGAGGAACUGGUCACUGUAGAUGAAGUGGGAGGAGAAGAUGAUUCCAUAAUUGAGCCGGACAUCCACGAGCUGGAAGAGUAUGUAUCCUGCCCCAAAAAGUCGGCAGAGGAAGAAGCAGCGGAGGAGCAUAUACCACCACCACCUAUCUCCUCCUCCUCCUCCUCCUCCUCCUGUGAGGUGCAGGAGACAUCUAAUGAGGAGUCCAACCAGGAAAAGCUCAGUGAGGAUGCUGGAGACCCGGCAGAAACAUCUGUAAAUGAGAAACCAACGAGUGUUUUAACUGCAGCCAGUCCUGAAGACCAGACACUCAGUCCAGCGACUCCUGAGCAACCAAUCGGUAACCUUUGUGACUUCCCCAGUGAGGAGUUCAAGGCUGCGCUGGAGGAUACAUGUUUAGAGGAUAAAGUAACCAAAAGUGGGCCAUCAGAGGAGCCAAUGGAAAAUCACAUUUGUGUAUUAGAGGACAGCAAAACCCUGGAAGUAGGACAGGUCACGGAAACAAUCAAUAAUGGGGUUCAACACAAGGAUGGCAUUCUUAAAAAAGAGAUCGAGGCCCCCUCACCAUCUCGUGAGCAAGACAAAGCUGUCAGUGAACACAGCAUCCCUUUGGGAGUGGAGUUCAUAGUGCCGAGGACUGGCUUCUACUGUAAACUCUGCGGACUGUUCUACAACAGCGAGGAGACUGCAAAGACCAUUCACUGCCGCAGCACCGUACACUACAGGAACCUACAGAAAUACCUGUCCCAGCUGGCAGAGGAGAGUCUGUCGGGGGUUCUUGCUGAAACUUCAGCUGCACAGUGACAUCUGCUUG
Messenger RNA from Anoplopoma fimbria (sablefish), 3454 nucleotides. RefSeq names its product RNA binding motif protein 20 (gene rbm20). Gene Ontology annotation, molecular function: mRNA binding; zinc ion binding. Lineage: Eukaryota; Metazoa; Chordata; Actinopteri; Perciformes; Anoplopomatidae. The coding region runs from base 1 to 3444 and encodes 1147 amino acids. The transcript has 14 exons. Gene Ontology annotation, cellular component: nucleus. The record is from RefSeq and is a predicted model, not a curated record. Gene Ontology annotation, biological process: regulation of RNA splicing.